Molecule: messenger RNA, 1052 nt
Organism: Polyodon spathula (Mississippi paddlefish)
Lineage: Eukaryota; Metazoa; Chordata; Actinopteri; Acipenseriformes; Polyodontidae
Exons: 2
Coding region: 7-747 (246 amino acids)
Source: RefSeq, a predicted model, not a curated record
GCACAGAUGGUGAAGGCAGGUGAAUUUGACAACGCAAUGAUAGGAGUGAGUCAUGCUUCGAGUAAAGAGGCGACACACAGCGAUAAGCAUGCAACUGAGAUGGACGUUACCCUCCUGAAGGAACAAUACCGCUGCAUUAGAAAGAAACUCAGAACGCACGUCGUUUGGUUCAAAACAGCUAACAAUGAAGAAAUGAGUGGCAAGCCCCUGGUCACUGUUGUCUCAAUAAACCAGAACGUGAGAAAAGCAAAAGCCUUUGAGGUGGAGAUGCCCUUCAAAGAGAUUCAGUUUCAUUUCCCUGGCAACCUCCAGGACUAUGAAUCCCCCUGGCACACCCACCUGGGAAUCUACCACAGCACUCAAACAGAGCACCGAAACACUGGAACAGCUGAAGAGAUCGCAAAGACAAUGGACUCAGGAGAGUGGCCCAGCCCCACAGCCGACCCCUCACUAACAAAGGAUAUCUCCCCGUCAUGCCAGCAGCUGCUGGAGGAGCAAGCAGUAGAUACUUCAGCGGCAGACAGCCAAUCGGAUGUGCCUGACCGCACCAGUAACUGCUGCUUGGGUGAUUCACUGGCCCACAGGCCAAGAAAGUCCUUGACUCCUGCGAUCCAGACUGGACAGCAGAGUCUAGUCGCUUAUAAGCCACCAAGCAGCACCAAGCUGCUCUGCUACCCUUUCCCUCAGAAGAAAUGCCCCAAGAAAUCGGAGGCUGCCCGGAGACUUGGGUUGUAUGCUACACGCUAAUCAAGUGCCCUUUACUCAGUACACUCACUCACAUGUACUUUUUAAAGCUGGGCGGAUGUCUCCUCUUCACCAUCAAUGCACCAAUUCCCUUAAAUAAAGUAAUACAUUUAGAGCUACUGAUAAUAUACCCAAGAGCUACUUAAUUGUUGAACACCAUUACAUCAAAUGACAUUACCCAAGUGCUUAAAACUGUGCUUAUAAAACUGGAAAUACAUCACAGAGCUGUUUGGUUGUAGUUUUGUUAAAAUCAAUGUGUGUGUGACCUUUUAAAAAAUAAAUAAAUAAAAAGAGGCGUUCAUUAAAGA